AUGGCUGACCGAGGAGAGAGCUGGCCCAGAAAAUCCCAACCAUUCCUUACCGUCGUCGACGUCUCCAAGGCCCCGUGGCGUAUAUACCCUCGCGUCAAGGCUCGCAUCCUCGACUACUUUCCCCAGUACAAAAAUGAAGCCCAGAGCAGCGAGCUGGAGGACUUCUGCCGCGUGAAGCUCAUGCUCAGCCACCCGCACCGCAGCUUUGCCGGGCUAAAGACGGUCGAUGGCGAUGUGUUCAAUACCUAUCACGAGGCCUACCAGCACUGCCAGAUCGUGCACGCGGGGAUGCAUGUGGACGGUUAUUACGGGCAGUUGCCGGAACCUGACCCAGAUGAGUUCGAGCCUGAAGAUGGUUCCAUUCAGUACGAUGACUACAUCAAGCACGCGAUGAGGUGGAGAGACCGUCGCUUCGCAAGGCACCCCCGGUUCCGUUUUGUCUCUUUCAACCCCUGA
Messenger RNA from Canariomyces notabilis, 456 nucleotides. RefSeq lists its product as uncharacterized. NCBI's taxonomy places the organism in Eukaryota, Fungi, Ascomycota, Sordariomycetes, Sordariales, Chaetomiaceae. The coding region runs from base 1 to 456 and encodes 151 amino acids. The record is from RefSeq and is a predicted model, not a curated record. The transcript has 2 exons.